Mesocricetus auratus (golden hamster) is the source of this 669-nucleotide messenger RNA. RefSeq names its product proline-rich protein 2-like. Lineage: Eukaryota; Metazoa; Chordata; Mammalia; Rodentia; Cricetidae. The record is from RefSeq and is a predicted model, not a curated record. Bases 1 to 669 code for a protein of 222 amino acids. The transcript is spliced from 2 exons.
AUGGCGUCGGCGGGUGCGUCCCCAGCCCCUGGCCCCGAGCGUCCCGCCGCCCGCCACCGGGCGACUGCGCCCCGGCCCCUGAGCCCGCCCCGCUGCCAGGCACCGCCCCGGCCCGGCCCCGAGAGAGGAGGGGCGAUGAGGCCGCCCACCCCACCGAGCGCGACGCACCGGGCACCGAGAACGUCCGAACCCGGCUACGCCGGCCCUACCCCACCGCCGGCCCACUCACGCGGGACUCGGGUCGUCUCCUCUGCGUGGGGCGAAUCAGGGCUCCCCUUCCCCCGCACCCUCCCACCUGUCAAUCAGGAGGAUCCCCGCCCUAGCAGACCGCGAGGUCAGAGCCAGCCCCGACCCCGGCGCCCCGUGAGGCCCCCAGGUCAGGGCGUGCAACCCCGGCAGGGGGACCCCGGCCCCCGCGGCGCGCACUCGCAGCUGCCCGCAGCCCCAUGCGGCCCGAGGAGCCGGGGCACCCGCAUCCCGUCUCGGGGCGGCUCAGCGGCCAAGGGCGGGCAAACUUCCGCAGACGCGGGACCCGACGCCCGGCCAGCGGUACAGCAGACUCCGCAGCACGGAAAAGCCCCAGCACGCAGCACCGCGCAAGCGCGCACCCAAGCCCCGCCCCGUGGGGGCCACCACGCCACACCCUCCCUCCAGCCCUGUCAAGGUUGA